Pezoporus occidentalis (night parrot) is the source of this 9328-nucleotide messenger RNA. RefSeq names its product RIPOR family member 3 (gene RIPOR3). NCBI's taxonomy places the organism in Eukaryota, Metazoa, Chordata, Aves, Psittaciformes, Psittacidae. Bases 4570 to 7395 code for a protein of 941 amino acids. The transcript has 23 exons. The record is from RefSeq and is a predicted model, not a curated record.
AGGGUGAGAUGAAAAUGUAACUGCAGUGGCUCUUCCCCUUUCUGUGUUCCCACAGGUUGGAAUUCCAAUGUUAAAGUGAAUUACAUAAAACCUUUUCAGAUUCUGCUGUGAAUCCUUGUGUUAUGAAUACUUUCCACAGAAAGGAUUUACCAGAAGAAAGGAUCUGUAUUUGAAUGUAAAGCUGUGUUAGAACAGCUGUAUUGAGGUGUAGCAUCAAGGGCACUUUCAGUGUCCCUAAUUCAGAUGACUUUUCAUCUCUAGAAGAAUAACCAGAGAAUUUUUUCUUACUUCUGCCAAUGAGUGUAUAAAUAGCAUGUUUGUCUAACAAUUGAACAAAAAUGCUUAAAAUUUAAGGGGUUUUAAUCAUAAAUUUGGAAUGUUUAUCUAGCAACAUAGACAUUGCUGCUGAGGUCAAUGGUUUUUCUAAGGAAUGCUCAAGAGCAAAGAUUAAAUGCAGUGUGUAUUUUCCCAGUGGAUUCAACACUGUGCUGUACACAAGCUGGUCACUUCAUUCUUUGUUCAGUAAGCUUUCAUUACAUCUGCCUUUAGAGGUAUUAGGGCUAAGUUAUGAUGUUAUCACAUCUCAGGAGUUUCAUUAAUGUAGUGGUCUGGAUUCUUUAGAUAUCCAACACUGCAAAUUAAGUGCCAAAGUCUGGAGAUUUCCAGACUGUUCCGUGGUACAUUGAAAUCACAAGAAGCUUCAGUGAUUCAGGCCCAGAUCAGCCCUGAGACUUUGUCCAAAGUGUUUUACAUUAUUGUAAUACAUUGUGAUAAUCUGAUUUCUUUUUCUUUAUCAGUGUCAUGAAAGACUCAAAUGCCAUUGUCUGCCGCAAGUGUUUUGAAAUGGAUCCCACCCAUCAUAAGCAUUCAGAAGGGUUACUUAAUUCCAUUGUGCCUGAGUUUUGAAAUAAAUGAGAUGGAAAAAAACAUUGUGAUCACAUCAAUGUGAUGGUAGACAAAUGUAGUCCAGUUUGCAAAGUUAGUCUUAAAUUUGACUUAUGCUAGAAAUUCUCCGGUGUAAUUAUGUUAAGGUUGUCUUUUCACCUAUUGUGUUUGCAGUAUAUAUUUGUAUCAGCUAAAACUCCAAUACAGAUGCAGUUAUAACAGCAAAACAGUUGUUGUGAUGAGUUUAUAAUAAAUGCAGGGAAGUGGAAAAGUAACUUAGCACCUUUGACUGCAGGGUUUUUUGAAACAGCAGAUAAAAAGUUGGAAUCACAGAUCAUUGCUAGAGUAAGUAGAGAAUGUUUCUGAAGUCCCUAAACGUUCAUCUGCUUAAUCACUACUGACUUGGGGUAGAUACAGUGAAAAUCGAGUUUCAGUAGAAAUGGUGUAGAACCAAUAGACAUUAAUAGCAAAUUUGGCUGUUAUGGAGCAAUUUUAUAAAACCAUGCUCUAAAAUGACAUAGAUUCCAGGUGGCAAUCCUACAAUAAAAUCUAUAUACUAUGCUAUACAAAAAUCCACUAUCUCAGAGGAUUCUCCGUACAGGCACAAAUAUAAGCCACAUAUUUUAGGAUCAAUGCUGCAGUCCCUCCGUUAAAACGUUGAGCACCUCUGAUACUGAGGAAAGGAUUAUGCGGUGUUAAUACAAAAUUAAAUCAACUCUGCUCGGCUUCCACAAGUAGAAGACAAAGUGGCUCUGUUGCCCUUCCGGGUAGAGCUAAGGUAAUAUUUACAAAUAAAAUUAUGUAUAAAACUAACAACAAUAGUCUAAAAAAGUAAGAUGAAAGUUAACAUCGGGUGGUGUUGGACAAAUUAUAAUCACAUAACAUAUCCCAAAUUACAAACAUGAUCCUGAGACAUUGAAGUGAUCGACAUUUGAUAGUUUGUGUACAGUCGCUGUGUUUAUUUUCUAUGGGGGCUAACAAUUUAUGUGGUUUCAAACUGGCUUUUAUUAUGUUGCAGCUGCUGCUUGCUGAAGCGAGUACUGACACUAGUGAGAUACGUGGCCACAUGUACCUGGGUUAUCAGCUCGAUGUGUGCAUCCACGCUUAGCUGAAGGAAUCAGAAAUCUGGUACGGUUUUUGUAGGCACACAGCUAGGAACAAGAGUGUGGCUCUUAACCAACUGGUCACUCGUGAUUGAAAUAUUAUACAUCUGAAGCAAAUGUGAAUACCUUACUCUAGCCACAGUUUACCAAGUUCAAGUGAACCUCUUGGAGGUACUAAAAGAAAAACAUGCCUACUAAUUCAAAAUACAAAACACAAGCAGAAAUAUUUUGCAAGAAGUCAAUGAGUCAUAUUUUCCUCAUAAAAUUGCUGAAACCAUUGUGCCCAGAAACAAUUAAAUAUGUGACUAGGGCUGGAAAAGUUUAGCCAUAAACACAAACAGACACCAGUUUUUUGUUUGUGGAGGAUGAAGGUCCUUUGGCUUGAGGAAUAUCCUAAUACCAACAGAGACAAAGCAGACCAUGCAGUUUGAGCGUGCUCAUGGCUGCAUAGAAGGUCAAAUGUUUGGCUCUGUGUGCCUGGAUACUUGGUAACACUGCAGGUUAAAUGCUAAUAGUUUAAUAUGGCAAAUCACUGAAACAGGGACAAACAUACUCUUUUAAUUUGAAGAAAAUGCUCAUUUGAUUUGUAUUAGAAAUACAUUUCUGAGACCUGAAUUCUCAGUCUUACAAAAUCCUUUGUAUUAAAGUGUUUGAGUCAAUUCGUAUGUGGUAGCUGGGAGAUCUGCUUGAGACUCACAAGCUUUGUAAGGCUUUUUCAAGACUCCUUUUGUUUUUAUCAGUAGUUCAGUGUUUCUCUUGCCCCAGCAAUAGACUCCUCCAGUUUGGUCUGGUAUUUUUAUGCUGUACAAAUGCCAGCCAUGAUAGCUACUGUAUUCACACUGUGCUUUUGGGGAAGAUUAAAAGAGAGGAAGUUCCUCUGCUCCCCAGGGUAUAAUCCCUGUGUUUAUGAGAGUUGGAGACACUGCCCUGCGCAGCAGAGGUUGCAGGUUUGAAGACAGAUUUGAACUCAGCUUUGUCAGAGGUCCUUACCUGAUUUAUUUCUAGCCUAAAGGGAGAGUUGAAUUUGAGAUGUGUCCAGAUGCUUUUUCUCAGGAGCAGUUGUAACAUAGCUCAACACUUCUGUACAGACACUCUGGCUAGCAAAACCCUCUGUUUAAACAACCGCAUUUAUAAAUCUUUCUUACAAAUAAAAUGUUGUCUUGACAUCCUACUUAUGGUCUUCUACUCAGAAGUGUGAAGUGAGCUGUAAGAUUUGUAGGUCGCUACAAAAAAUACAUACAAGUGGUAUUUGACUCCGUUGCUGUUAUUUCAAAGAAAGAAAGAUAACCCCUUUAAUGGUGCUUUCCUAACAUUAUUUAAAUUCUCUUCAUUCUUACAAGAAGGAGACGUGAAAAUGUGCUUAUGAAUUGCUUUUGGAAGUAGCUACAGGAGGACGUGACCCGGUCAGUGGCCUUGAGGCCUGAGCAUUGUGCAGUUCAACAAACAUCCCAUGAGAAUUUUUAAAUGCUUAUGGCUGUGGACAAGUGAGGUCCAGUUCAUCUCUCAUUUGCAACAGCACAUCUUCUUGGAGAGCUCUAUUUGAUUUAUAAAGAUGUGUGCAACAGGAUCAAGUCUAGGCAAUUUAAGCAAUUUUUUUCUUUCACCAGUGGAGUUUUGGGUGGUCUGUACAUUUCCAAGCUAAUGUUUCACAUCUAGAGCUCUGUACCACAGAGUUUUACCUCGGGAGUCUCCUCAUCAUUUUCCACUUUCUGAGCCUCUCAAGGGUCUGCCUCUUUUUGUUUGUUCCUUGUCUACAUGCUUUCAGUGUUGUGCUAUGCAGGCUUUAGGAGUUCUAUGAAAUCAGGAAAGCUUUUCCUGCACUUCCUUCCUCUUUUACCCAUGAACUAAGUUUCCCAGGUUAGAGAGCUGAAGAACAGAUCUUGGGAAUCUGACUUAGCCAUGAUGAGGGAUGUGGUCAAUAACCAUGAGGCUAUUCCCUUUAUUUCUUCUUUUGGCUGCUUGUUAUGCAAUUACAUUUUUCAGUAAGUUGCAUAUUUUUUUUCAGUCUAAUGAUCCUUUUGAUGGGGUGACUGUUCACAGGCUUACAAGCAGUGGAAAACUAGAGGAAAGAAUGGAAAAUAUUUCAAAACUUCAGCUGUGAUAUGAUGCAAGUACAGUCUCUGAUUAAGGGUGUAGAGGAGGCAUCCGUUCGAAGCAAGAGAACAUAAGUGCUGUACAGUUUGAUUAAAAGACAUAUGGCAGAAAACACAAUUCUCCAGAAAGCAAAAGAUUUUGACUGAUGGAAAACAGAGGACAGCAAUCCAAGAGCAAUCCUGGCAGAGGAGGAGUAUGAACCUGAAGUUUACUGUUGAAACUAGACUUCUGCCUUGGGCUUAAGUACCACGCUCAGCCAGUUCUACCAUUGACUUCAGUGUGGGUCUGCACAGAUGCAAAGAACUGCUUUUUUGGACCUGACUAAGUCUGGAGCUUAAGUAUUGUGCUGGCAUACAUAACGAUUUGGAAAUAUAGUGGUUGGCCUGAACUCCUUAAGCAGUGGGACAAUUACAGAAAUGUAGAGAGCCUGUGAAUUGAGGCUAAUCUGGCUUUACAUAGAGACUGACGGAGUUACUGACUGGCAGGCAUGUCAGUCAAACUCACAUUUGUGUCCCCCGGUGAUGGGGGUGGUAUCAGCAGGAGCUGUUCCUUCACUGGCUUCAGCACUGUGCAAAGCAGAAAACUGGCAAAGUCUCUCGGCAGAAGUUCAGUGAGAUCAAGAAUGUCACUGAAAUCCCCCAAGGCUUAUAACUCCCUGCAGAAAGGGGCAGUCAUCUGGGAUCCAAAGCCACUGCAGGUGAAGAAAAUUUUUGAAGCUUUGAAGAAAGGACUUAAUGAAUACUUGGAAGCACACCAGGCUGAACUGGAUUAUCUUUCUGGUCGACACAAAGAUACAAAAAGGAACUCCAGAUUGGCUUUCUACUAUGACCUGGAUAAGCAAAUCCGCUUGGUGGAGAGGUACAUCAGAAAACUGGAGUUUCACAUAAGCAAGGUAGAGGAACUCUAUGAAGCUUACUGUAUCCAGUGCAGACUACGAGAUGGCGCUGCGAAUAUGAAACAUGCCUUUUCCUUGUCUCCUUCCACCAAAGCCUCCAGAGAGAGUCUAGUGGAGCUUUACAAGAACUUCCAAGAGUGCACAGAGGACAUGUGCUUUAUAGAAGGGGCAUUGGAGGUCCAUUUGGGAGAGUUUCACUUGAAGAUGAAAGGGUUGGUGGGCUUUGCACGUCUCUGCCCAGGGGACCAGUAUGAGGUGUUUGUGCGACUGGGGCGCCAAAAAUGGAGGUUGAAAGGCAAGAUUGAGACUGAUGACAGCCAGACAUGGGAUGAAGAAGAAAAGAUCUUUAUACCGAAUCUCCAUGAGAAGCUUGAAAUCAAGGUGACAGAGCUACGAGGACUGGCCACUAUUCUAGUUGGUGUUGUGACGUGUGACAGCAUAAACUUCUUUACAACCAAGCCUCAGGCAAUCAUUGUGGACAUAACUGAACUGGGAACCAUCAAGCUACAGCUGGAGGUCCUCUGGAACCCCUUUGACACAGAAAACCUGUUCUUGUCACCUGGAACCACUGCCAAGUUUUCUGUGAGUAGCAGGAAAAGCUCAUUAUACAACUGGACCCCACCAAAUACUCCCAGCUUCAGAGAGAAAUACUACCUGUCUGUUUUGCAACAAAGGCAGAGCCAAGCGGAUGGAAGUGAUGCUCAGCCUCCCAGCAUACUGAGCUAUUUGGCUGCCUGUGAUUUCGAUGUGCAUAGGAGGAGCAAGCCUUGCACCCCGGCAGAGACAAGCGAGGCAGACUCGUUCAGCUCUGAGGAUCAGAAAGGGACGGAAUCCAGAACUGCAACUCCAGCUCUAGACCACAGGACGUUGCCAUUGGUGAUGAUCCAAGAGACUUGUGCAGAAGAGCGGCAGCAUCCUCUUCCAGAUCACACAACUCUGGAUAUCCUGAAGAAGACGCCGUGUGUGGAUGGAUUUCCAAGUAACCCACCGAGUUUUCGGAGUCGUCACAAAGGUGGAGAUUCUUUCCACCAGACCAGAACCCACCGUCUGACAGAGCAUGAAGACUUCAGCCAGAAAAGCUUGACUACUGCAAAUGACCUAAAGCUAGACGGACAUACAAAGUCAAUUGAUAAGACUCUCCAAGAAGUGUUGAAUUUGCUGAAAUCACACGAUGUGGUGCAAGCCCAGCUGGAGAAAUUGGAAUACCAGGUCUCAUCCCUGAGGGAUAAAUUAAAGCUAAAGCCACUUCAUCACAAACACUCAUCUAUGGAAAGCUUAAUGGUGGAGACAGUACUGGAAAGUUUUGACUUUUUAAACGCUGACUGCAGCGCUGAUGAGCUCUCGUUGUUCGGAAGCGUACGGACAGCCAGUAUCAGCACAUACAAUGACAACACACUGCAGUCCCUGAGCUGUGACAUGAGAACAGAAACAAGAGAUGUAACUACAGGUGAUGACAACUUAGACACACUAUUGGUAACUCAUCUGAAGCUGUGCAAAGGCCUUUUGCAGAAACUGAGCUCACCCACUGUAGCCCAGGUUGUCCAGAAGAGCAUCCUGGAAGAAGUGUCGGAGCAGACACGGGUCCUUGGUGAUGUCUUGGAUAUGUCUGUUGAAGAAAUUAUUCAGAAGACUAAAAAGAAGAAGCAGUACCUGAAGAUCUGGAGUGACCUUGCAGAGCCCAGCAGCAUCUUGUUUGCUUCAGCAGAAAGAUUCCGUCACGCACUAAAAUACACCCUGAUGCUCAAAGUGAAGGAGAAAUACCCCCGUCAGUUAGAAGCAGUGCUGCAGAGGUUGCUGGAGCAGAUUGUCACCUGUGAUGGGCUGCUCCCCUGCCUGCCCCUCCAACCAGAACUGGUGACUUCAUUCCAAUUUUACAGCUACCUGGAGAAGCACCACAUCACCAGCCUGGAGAAACACUUGGGAAAACUUGCUAAAGAAGUGAUGUUGAUCGAGGAGCUGCAGUGCCCUGGACGGCUGAAGACUCUUAAGAAGCUGAAAGGAAAGCGGCUGAACCGGCUCCAGCCGCUGCCGCAGACGUUGCGGCUCCUGGGGCUUCUGCAGCUGGAUGACAACCACCGCGUCAGCAAAGCGGCCACGGCCUGUCUGUGCCGUGCGGCGGCGAGCCGGAACUGCAGGGAAAAGGCUCUCUUGUUUUACACCGAUGCUUUAGCUGACUCUGACACAAGACUUCAGCAAGCUGCUUGUUUGGCUCUUAAAAACCUCAGAGGUGUUGAGAGCAUCGAGCAGGUUGCCCAGCUGUGCCAGUCCGAAGCAGAGGAAGUGAGGAAUGCAGCCAGAGAAACAACACUGUCCUUUGGUGAACAGGGCCGGCAAGCCUUUGAGAAGAUGGACAGGAUCUGCUGUGAACUCAGAGACACCGUACAGCAAGAGGCUGAAAUCGAAAUCACAGUGUUUUAGCAGCAGGGACAAGGAGCCACAUCGUGGUGUUCCCACAGCCACACAUGGGUACCUGAGGAGCUGGUUGUGGUGUUCAUCAAUACCUUGUUUACUUAUGCCCUGCUUAAGUAAGCACAGAUCUAUUCCCAAAGGGGCCGUUUGCAGUCUGCAUGAAGCAGGGGGGAAUACUUCUUUACUGUCUCAGCACAUGAUGAAAUACCAAGUGCUGGACAAAUGAAAACUGGGAUCUCUUAGAAUAUGGAACCAGGUUGAGUUAAACUCCCCACCUUACAGGAAUCAGCUGCCCCUGCUCAAGAGCUGUUUUUCCGUGAAGUUCUCUAUUUAUUCCUUAUAGAGGAGAGAAACGAUCCCUCUCCAGCAGUCCAUCUAGAAGCCAGCAGACACCAGGUCAUUUACAGCAACUGCCACAUCCAUCAAAGACUAGCCGGUGGUAUUGCUUGGUGUUUCCUUCCCUUGUACAGUUCAGUUGCAUAAGGAAAGCUUUAACAGCCAAUUUCAUCAUCAUUGCAGCUUAGGACAGGGGACUAAGCAAGGACUGACACAUGGAUCCUCAGCAGUUACUGUACCUGGCUUGUGCAGGUCUGAGAGACAUGGACAGCGCUGGAGAAGUUGGUUUGUUGUUGUUGGGUUUAAAAUGUAUUCAUUUAGCCAUAGGUCAAAACUUCUCAUAAUUAUACAGCAUUGUCAGGCUCCUUACUCAGCAUUGGCUACCCUCCAGUGAGCUCACUAAGAAGCCUGGCUUCAGGUAAAAUACUUGACAGGGUUUGGCUUUUGUGUGUAUAUAUUUUUAUACAUAACUUUUUCUAUUUAGUAUUUAUUUGUUGGAUUUCAUCCUGUUUUCUACAGUUCUAAUAAAGCAUUUGAGACAAGGUCCUGUGAGUGCUCCACAGUGCUGGGCACAGGCAGACAGGCCAGUAACCCCCAACUGGAAGGGAGGAUCUUACCUCUAGUCAGGGUGUCACACACCACUCCUGCGGUCGGUCUGUCACAGGUUCACACAGGCUGAGCUGCUGUGCUGCUGCCGGGGUUGAGUUUGGAGAUGUGCAGCUUGCUCACACAGCUGGAGGCUGUACUGAGGAGGGCUGGGUAGCAGGGUGUAGUGCUUGGGUCAUGCUGCACCAUAGCAAAGCAAAACCUCCCAGGCUGCUUACCUGUGCUGUGAUGCUUGCUUUUAAUGUACCGAUUUCUCUAAAAGCAGGGAAAAGAAGUUCUAACUUUGGGAAGCUCUUCACUGCCCCAGGCCUGUCUUCCCCACAGUGCCCUGUCCCUACAAAGGGACAGGGCAGCACAGUCACCUUUCUGCCUGCACAAAGCUCCUGUAUAUAACACCACUCCAUGCAGCUUUUGGCAGUUCUCAUUCCAAGCACCUCUUCUCCAGUUGUAGCCUCCCUUAAAGAUACAAACCAACAGGUAAAUAAGCCAACCACCACGGCAGUGUGAGAGUUGCAGGUUAGGGACAUAUGGGUCCACUACCCGGUGCCUGCCAACUGCAGCAGCCAGUUCCAGCACAACUGGAACUCUUUGAAAACCCUGUCCUUGAGUAUUACUACACUUGUGUUAUCACACUGAUUGCCUGGGCCAAAGUGGUUAAAAUUUAACUGUUUAAAGUGAAAGACUAGAGCAGGGAGACAGAUAUCCUCUCCCUGACAUGGCACUUGCUUCACUUACCUCUCUCUCUCACUGGAGCUCUGACCUACAUGUAAGUUCUUCCAGUAACAUUUAAAUCCCGUUCCUUGCCAGCCCUCACCCCAGGAGGAGGGGAAGCAACACCACUUGCACGGACCUUCUUUAAAAAAAGAGUUUUAUUGUUACAACUAAAAUGAGAACUGAAAACUCGUAUGGGAAAUCAUUGAAAAACUGUACAGGUUACCCAGAGACCUGCAACUGUUGUACCAAAACACUGAGCUUUUUUGGGGUUUUUCUUUUUUUUUUU